CUAUACGUUAAUGAUAAUUUUAUUUCAAUGUGACAAAACGUUGUUCAUUUGCUGACGUUUGCUGUGGUAAUCAAUUCUGGUUCAAUAAACAUUUUUAUUUUGCAUUCUAUGUCUGAUUAGCUAUGGACAUCAAUGAAUAUAGAUUAUACAAUGAAUUAUCGCUGUUGGGAGAAACGGACCAAAAUGACUACGACAAUAAUGUUUUACAUGACAUUCUCAACUCAUCCGCAUUCUGCAAUGAUACAUCGCUAGAUCUGAACGAAUUAAUACCUGACCAUCAAAAUGAACUAUUUGAAUUGCAUUUCUCGUCAAACCCCAAAGCUUUAGAAUGUAGCUCGAAUACAAUGUCUUCGAGUUUCGCUAUUUCUGGUGAAAUUAAAAGAAAUGUAAAUAAUAUGCCUGAACACAAUGCUUCUUCGACUAUAAGUUUAAGCAGUUCAAAUGAUUAUUCUAACGAAUUACCGGAAGAAGCACCAUAUCCACUAAUAGUCCAUUCAGAUAAAGUUGAACAAUUUUUUGAACAUACUAAUGUUACGAGAUUCAACAAAGAAUUCAACAGCACGUUUUCUAACCUAUCUGAUAUCAAAGACGUUUUUCAGGAAAACUCCCAGGCAUUGGGUUUUACUUCAUAUAACACUUCUAGAAUUAAUUCAUCUUUAACCAAUACCUGGCCAAUAAAUACUAAGCUGUACACAGAUCAUCAGGUAUCAAAAACUGAUUUACCUUUGUCAAAGACAAUAUAUUUAACUUCACAUGAUUACAAAGCACUUACAACAGUAAAAUGUAAGGGAGAUAGGGCCUUUAAAAGAAAUUUUAAUGUCGGGUCUAAGAUUUCACAUAAUGUCAUAAACAAAAAAAAUGCAACAAUUGUACAAUCAUUAAAAGGAAGCACUGAAUCACAUACAAUAAAUGAAAAAAUCUACAAAAAACAUCAACGUAUGAUUAAGAACCGGGAGUCUGCUUCCUUAUCCCGCAAAAAAAGAAAGGAGUAUGUUGUUUCAUUGGAGACUCGAAUAAAUAACCUUGAAAAAGAAUGCAAAGGACUUACCGCUGAAAAUGUUACAAUACGGGAUCAGUUAUUCAUGUUUGCAACGUCUUGCCAGUGUGAAUCUGGAAAUGCAAGCGGUCUUUUACUUAACUAUUCAGGAUCUGAAGGAAACGAAAAAAAAACCGGAAGUUUUACAUCAAAGGCAAAGCAUUGCAAUAAUAAUAAUACCGCGGGAAACAUUAAAAAAAAUGUCGCUAUAUUAUUUGCUAUGGCUUUUAUGGUAUCUCUGAAUGCUGGAAAUUUUCAAAAAUAUCUUAACAUUCCAAAUAACAUGGAAGGCAGAAGUGAUCUUGAGCCUAUCGGAAAACAAUUAAGCAUGUCCAGUCGACGGUUACUCUGGGCUGAUUCAGAGGAAGAAUAUAAAGAACACAACAAAUUAAAUACAUUUCUUUCAGACAAACCGGCUGAAUCACCUCUUUAUUUUUUAAGUUCUGGUAAACACAACCAUAAUAUUAAUUCUUUAGAAAACAUUUCCAAAAAUGUAUCUCAAACAUACUCUUUUAAUGAACCUCCACCAUUAACAUAUUUGACUACAGAAAACUGUAUAAGCAAGUGCAGGUCCUUCAAUUCUUCAUCCAAUCAAUCUAAAUAUUUUUUACUCGCGCAAAAUUUACAUAAAUGGAUUAGCGGCACUGUUAACAUGUCGUCGAAAAUUGCAAACGAGAAAGAGGACUCAAAUGGUUUUGAAUUAUUAAAUAAUUCCUUCGAGAAAAACCGUGACAUACACAUCAAACACAAAAAGCAAAAAAUGUUUAUUGAUUUAAAUGAUUACCCUACUGUUUUACCGGAAAAACAGCGAAAGCUAAACCAUACGAAAUCUUUUGAAAAUAUGCGCGAACAAAUUAAUGUAAUUAGUCAAAUUAAAAGAAUGGAUGAUACUUUCUACGUAUUUUCUUUUAAUAUGGAUCAUGCACUAUUUCCAGCAUUAAGUUAUAACAGUAGUUAUCGGCCAAAAUUGUCGUUGGUACUUCCCUUAGAAAAUCCCGGAAUUAACGGUAAAAUGAAAAUGAUCCAGGUAGACUGUGAAGUAUUUAAUACUAAAGACAUAGAAGUAAGUCAUCGUUUGCUUUCGGCUAAACUUCGUCAAAAUAUCGUUCAACGAAAACCCAACAAGCAAAAUAUAAAAAAAGGUGGUACUGAAAAACCAGUUAAUACAAAACGCGACCAAAACACGAUAAUUCGCCAAACCCCAAGAGUGCGUAAUUUCUACAAGGUCGGCUCUAGAAAUCAAGCUACCGCCGCAUCUAGUUUUAAAAUAGAAACACAUUUUAAAAACAAAUAACUACCAUUAUUACCUUGUUGCACUGUAUAUUACAGUAGCGCAACAUUUAAUUAUACCCGCAACCCGUAGAGUAAAAGGUUGUACAGGUUAAGGAAGACCCUAUAAAAUAUAUAUAUUCUUAUCCAGCUUGUGUCGGGUCAAUCUGACCAUGCUCGUCUAUCUGUGUGUCUUUACGUACAAACGCUGAAUUUCGACAAAUUUUAAAAAUGUUUUUUAUUUAAUUUUUUGUUUGGCCAAUUUUUAUCAGUAAACCAAAUACAUUUUGGUCACCCCCACUCCGUAAAAGCAAGUUAGGUGUAUCUAUGAUAAUCUUGGAAAUCGACUUUAGCUUUAUUCAUUAAAACUGUUUAUAUGAACGAAGAAGCAAGUUUAAAGUAAGUGAGCUUCAAAGCACAAAAUUAAAAUGCCAAACAAAUAAACAAUUUUGAAGAACAUUUAAUAAUAAACACCUUUAACUUUUGUGUUGUAAA
This is a messenger RNA of Drosophila santomea, 2800 nucleotides long. It is a transcript of the gene Atf6, whose product is annotated as cyclic AMP-dependent transcription factor ATF-6 alpha. The transcript is spliced from 3 exons. Gene Ontology annotation, biological process: regulation of transcription by RNA polymerase II; endoplasmic reticulum unfolded protein response. Gene Ontology annotation, molecular function: DNA-binding transcription factor activity, RNA polymerase II-specific; RNA polymerase II cis-regulatory region sequence-specific DNA binding. The record is from RefSeq and is a predicted model, not a curated record. The coding region runs from base 123 to 2330 and encodes 735 amino acids. Lineage: Eukaryota; Metazoa; Arthropoda; Insecta; Diptera; Drosophilidae. Gene Ontology annotation, cellular component: nucleus.